Molecule: messenger RNA, 267 nt
Organism: Arctia plantaginis
Lineage: Eukaryota; Metazoa; Arthropoda; Insecta; Lepidoptera; Erebidae
Source: the annotation of a GenBank genome assembly
AUGCGAAAUUGUCACCGGUACGGCGCGCGCGCAUGCGAUAUUAUCCGUCUCAGAGAUCGCGCACAGAUGGCGCGUAGCGCGAAAAACACGCGUACGCGCACUGGUUUUCACAAUGCCACUGUUUCCCGCGAGCGGCUGCUCGAUGGUCGGAGUCAAUUAGCCGCUGCGACCUCCGCACCACUCGCUGUUCGUAACAACAACGUCGCCACCGGCAAACACCCGCCGCGAAUAGCUACAAUGAGAUCAACCGAUCUAACAUUUGCAUAA